This is a messenger RNA of Aureobasidium subglaciale EXF-2481, 1296 nucleotides long. RefSeq lists its product as uncharacterized. Bases 238 to 1038 code for a protein of 266 amino acids. Gene Ontology annotation, molecular function: Delta14-sterol reductase activity. Gene Ontology annotation, cellular component: endoplasmic reticulum membrane. NCBI's taxonomy places the organism in Eukaryota, Fungi, Ascomycota, Dothideomycetes, Dothideales, Saccotheciaceae. The record is from RefSeq and is a predicted model, not a curated record. The transcript has 2 exons. Gene Ontology annotation, biological process: ergosterol biosynthetic process.
GAAACCUCAAGAUGCUGUUGCGUCUUGGAUCCGAUUGUGUUGGUGCUCAAUCCACACCAUUUGAUGACGAGCCUGUCCCCGCACGUCUACGUCAGAAGAGCCGCUCAUCAGUCAAGUCCGAACUCUCCUCACUACUUUCUCGAUAUACAAUACCCAAAUACCUCGAUCUUCACAUAUGACCGUUGAGCCUGUGGUACCCACUGCGACUGACGUAGACUUCCGACCAAGGACAUCGAAAUGGGCAACUCACAGCAAGACCUGCCUGCAUGGUUUGCGGAGACGCGAAAGAAGGGCGUGAGCGAGGCAGGAAAUGCGCUGUUCACCAUCUUGCGACUCUCCGAUCUGCCACUGCAGUACUAUUUACUCUCGUCCGAGUUGGGGCUGAACAUCGUGCGCAAGCUAGGUGGUACAACUAUCUCAAAUGCAGUCACAUCGCCAGCAACUUCGAUUGGCCUAUCACCAUACCACACCCUUGUGUUUGGUCUCGCUAUCGGCAGUGCCGCUAAGCAGAUCUACUGGUGCCUGAGAGUGUCUGACAGUAAAUUCGAGCCAGGCUUCUCGAGCAUGAUUGCCGCCUACAACACCUUCUUGAACACACUUAACACUCUGCUUUCGCUCUGGGCAAUGACUUCCAACCGACCAAUGAUUGCUGAUACCUGGGGCGAGUUGUUCACGUCUCGCUCAAGCGUGGCGUUCGGAGCUGCACUGUAUGGACUCGGCCUCUGCACAGAGUGGUGGUGUGAGGUACAACGCAAGCGUUUCAAGCAGGAUCCAGCCAACAAGGGCAAGCUUUGUACCGAGGGACUUUUCGGGCUUGCGCGCAACAUCAACUACGGUGGCUAUACACUGUGGAGGGCAGGCUACAGUACCGUUUGCGCAGGACUUCCAUUAGGGAUGGGUGUUUUCGUGUUUCUCGCUGGCGACUUCUCUCAGAGAGCCAUACCCUUGAUGGAGAUGUACCUUUCCAAGAAGUACGGACGGCAUUGGGAGGAGGUCAAACAGAAGGUACCCCAAAAACUGUUUCCUUAUGUGUACUGAAUUAGAUGGUGUCGGGGUGUGGAGGAAGGCAACGGUUGGGUAGACAGAUGAAAGCUAUCACGUUUCGAACAGCUCCGAAUUAAAGCUGCACGGCUAAACUUGUUCGCGACCAAUCAAAUAGCUGCAGGAACGGCUCAAGGGACUUUCAUGCCGGUGGGCGUGAGAAUGAUGUUAUGAAUGACGAAUUGCUGAUUCAAUAUUGACGCGGUCUGAGCAAGGAAGAGAUAAAGUAUGUAGAGCAAGAAAAAGCAGAGGUCG